CUCGACGAAUAAAUCCCCACUGGUAUCCCCGUCACAGCCGGCGGCGGUGGCGGUGGGGCGAUUGGCGGAUCCGCCACCGCGACUCAGUCGUUCGGCGGCGGCGGCGCGAUUGCCAGAGGAGGUUCGGUUGGUUCCUCGAUCGGGUUCCAAGAAAGAAGAUGAGUGCGGCGGGUGUGAAUGGAUCCGACAACAAAAGAAGCAGGUCCAGCCGAGACGAUCCCUUGGCCUUGCCGGAGAAGAAGAAGAAGGUGAUUGUGUGGAGAGAUCCAGACGCGUGGGUUAUCAGCGAUGCCGACCUGGCCAAGAUGAAACGGGACGAGGAAUCAGCUCCCCCGCCUGUGAAAAUCCCUACGCUCGAUUACUUCAAACCCCCGACCAGGUUUCACACCGCCGAGCUCUUCCCCGUCAGUGAAUCUGGAAGCAAGGCGGUGCUCUCUGCUGCCAAAUUCCUUCUAGGGGUUUCAUCCUCUCUUGACGGUGAACCGCUGAGACGGUGCUCCGGCUUCUGGGUCGAUUGGGAUGAGGACAAGAAAACCGGCCUUGUUUUGACAACUGCGUGGCUGAUUCGCACAAAGGAUGCUCCUUUCAGCGUCUGGUCAGGCGGCGAAGAGUAUGCCCCUCAUGCUGAUGUCACUGUUCAUUUGCUAAAUGGCACCAGUGCAAAGGGCACGCUGGUCUACUAUCAGCCCCAUUACGAUAUCGCUUUCUUGAAUGUUGAGGUGGAUCAACCAAUCAAGUUACCAACUUUUUGUGAAAAGGAUGUAAAAUUUGCCGAAGACAUUUUUCGGAUCGGAAGAGACAAUUCCUUAAAUCUAAGGAUAACAUAUGCUAGGGCAGAAUAUCGGAAUCCAAGCAUGUACCGCCGGUACCACAAUGUGCACUUCCGUUCUCCAGAUGGCCAUGGUGAUGAUAAUGAGUAUGACAAUGGGGGACUAGUCAUUGACUUGAAGGAGAAAGUUGUCGGAAUGGUCAACCUCCCUAAGAGAUUUGGGUCUUUUAUACCGUCUUCCAUUUUGCUCAAUUGUUUGGAUUCAUGGAAGAAAUAUCGGUACAUCGCUCGGCCCCAUCUUGGGAUGAUGUUUGAGGCCAUCAAGCAUCUAGAGCCUGCUCAUGUUGACAUGUUAUGGCGUAUGUAUAACAUUGAUCAUGGUCUUAUUGUUCAAGAGGUGUCGAAAGGAUCUAAUGCUGAGAUACUCGGAAUCCAAAAAGGUGAUGUUAUUGAAUCUAUCAAUGGAAAACCUGUUUCUACCACAAUUGAGUUGGAGAAUAUGCUGAUGAGCACAUGCAAGGGCCUUGCUGAAGUUCAUAUUUCUGUUGGGGUGUUUCACACACUCAAAGAAGAACGAAGCACCGUAGAGUUGAGUGCAAAAUUAUCAAAACUUGGAGAAGUUAUUACAAGCUAGGUUUGUCGAGGAGCGCUAACUUUGAGUUGUGUGACAUUUUGCAAAGAAUGUGGAUUAGGUAUUGCUUGCAUGCAAAAGACACUCACGUUGUGUUAUUAUUUGUUACACCUCUGGAAGUGGCUGACAGAAGAGGGAUGCCAGGCUACUGGAUGUUGUUUCUAUGGUGGGCGUAGUGUGAUGGAUACUUAGCUAUGACCACAUAUAUGUACUGUAGUCUCUAGAUAUAUUAGAAGGAAUAACAUCUUUAUUUGUAGUGUGUGCCAAAGUAGCAACCCCUUGUGAGAUUCUCUGUUCUGCUAUAAUGACUGCAGAGAGGUUUAUAUAGACCUUAUUGAGACCCCUCAGAGGGAGAGAGCCUGUCCUUAUUUGUAGUUUAUAUAGUGCCGAGGUGCUGUCCUGUCUUAGCCUGAUGGGUUGUGAGCAGGUUAUUUAUAUGUCUGAGAAAUGGCAAAGUUCAUGGGUUUGUGUAAUCGAAUAAAUGUCACCAAAAUAGUUUUUUUUGAGACA
Messenger RNA from Triticum dicoccoides, 1910 nucleotides. RefSeq names its product serine protease HTRA3-like. NCBI's taxonomy places the organism in Eukaryota, Viridiplantae, Streptophyta, Magnoliopsida, Poales, Poaceae. Gene Ontology annotation, molecular function: protein binding. The coding region runs from base 159 to 1403 and encodes 414 amino acids. The transcript has 10 exons. The record is from RefSeq and is a predicted model, not a curated record.